AUGGCUGAGGAACUAGACGAGCAAAUAUGGGAACAGUUCCUCGCCCAGCACCAGUCACUUGUGUCCUCACUUGAUACGCAUGCCUCUCUAUUGGCGCAGAUGCGCAAACAUUGCAUAGACGGUGGUCCAGUCGUUGGCCUGAUCGAGACACGUCUCAUAACUACCGAGAACAUGAUUGCAACCUUUAAAGAAUCAACCGACUCCUUGAGAGAAGUAGUGAGACAGGAAGAAGCUCCACCGAAAGCAACAAGUUAUUCAAUCCCUAUCGUGGCUGCGCCCGAGCCUCACGUUUCAAACCCGCCCGUUAUAGAUCCUAGUGGUCUUUUUACAGUGGACACAAAUCCCACUCCGCUCGAGCACUUGUUCCGAGACAAGACGACCAACGGGGACGAAUCAAAGAAGCAUGCCAAAAGGAAAGCCAGUGAUCUGGAGAACCAUGCGCAAGUUAGGAACAGCGGGUCUGGACAUGCACCACAAUCCAAGAAAGCGAGGUCGAACCAUCAACAAUCGGAAGAGGCUGUGGGUGAGGACGAUUCUUUCAUACGGGGCGUAGAAGCGAGAUCACGAGCAAAAGAAGAACGCAGAAAGGCCAGAACGGAGAAGAAACGCAAGCGCCAGAGUGACGGGUCGACGAACAGCGUGAACAAAGGUCCGAAGAAUAAGAAGCAAAAGCAAAAGCACACACCGAAGCUCCCGGCCACCACUAAGCCGGUUGAAACUCAGACGAAGAAGGGCAACAAGCGGAACAAGGAGGAGGCGGCCAGCAACGGGGCACCAAACGGCCGGCCUAUUAAGAAGCGCAAGAAAUCAAAGUCUUGA
Molecule: messenger RNA, 819 nt
Organism: Capronia epimyces CBS 606.96
Lineage: Eukaryota; Fungi; Ascomycota; Eurotiomycetes; Chaetothyriales; Herpotrichiellaceae
Exons: 3
Coding region: 1-819 (272 amino acids)
Source: RefSeq, a predicted model, not a curated record